ACCCGUCAAAUUCCUUUUGAUUUUUAUUUCCGUCCUCCAGCCGACAAACGGCCGAAUUUCGACACAUUUCACCCUCGAGUACCGAAAGGAGAAGAAAAAGUUCAAAUUUGAGUUCGGGACUCGAGAUUGAGGUGGCAAAAUCGGGGCGGUUUCGUCGGCAGGGCGUGCCGGUGUGUUGGCAGCUAAUUAUUAUCUCAAGUGAAUACACCCGACGGACCGUUCAUCUUCAUUUUCCUGUUGGAGAAAAAGGCGAAUUUGACACGGGCGCACGAGGUGAGAGGGGUGCGGUGCGGCGUAUUGAAGGCCAGAGAGCGGUUGAAAGCUGGUCCAGAUAAGCGCAGCCAUAACAAGGAGCAGCAAUCAUGGCGGCAAUCCGUAAGAAGCUGGUCAUAGUCGGCGACGGUGCGUGCGGAAAGACCUGCUUGUUGAUCGUCUUCAGCAAGGACCAGUUCCCCGAGGUGUACGUGCCGACCGUCUUCGAGAACUACGUGGCCGACAUCGAGGUGGACGGCAAGCAGGUCGAGUUGGCCCUGUGGGACACGGCCGGCCAGGAGGACUACGACAGACUGCGGCCACUCUCGUAUCCGGACACGGACGUCAUCCUCAUGUGUUUCUCGAUCGACUCCCCGGACUCGCUCGAGAACAUCCCGGAAAAGUGGACUCCGGAGGUGAAGCACUUCUGUCCGAACGUGCCCAUCAUUCUCGUGGGCAACAAGAAGGACCUGCGCAACGACCCCAACACCAUCAAGGAGCUGGCCAAGAUGAAGCAGGAGCCGGUCAAGCCCGAGGAGGGCCGCGUCAUGGCCGAGAAAAUUAACGCGUUCGACUACCUCGAGUGCUCGGCCAAGAGCAAGGAGGGCGUGCGGGAGGUGUUCGAGACGGCCACCAGGGCCGCCUUGCAAGUCAAGAAGAAGAAGAAGAGCAAGUGCUGUCUGCUGUAAACCCUUCCUUCUCUUGUCGUCUCUUUAAUACUGCUGCAACAAAAUAAAUCAAUAACAAAUAAUUGAAAACGUACUAAACAAACAAAAAAAAUCCACACUGACAAACACACAAAAAUUCGGUUUUCCUGGAGGGUCGAUUCCGGGACGCCAAAAGAUCAGUCGAUCGGCUGGACGAGCCUCUUGGAAUUGCCCUCCAGUUUGGUCAAGCCUCUUGUUCCUUGCUAAUUUGCGUGGGUGCAGCCACGACGAGGUCCGAAGCUUUUCUUCAACCGCCAGCCCGGAUCUGGUGCUUGAACGAAAAGGAAACUCUUGGUAAUUUUAUGUGCUCGAGUAAGAUUCGCAUAAGGUUUCUAUCAACCGAAGUUUUUGAAUAUCGCUGUUGUUGUACUAUGAUUAGAGCAAUAUGCAGUUGUAAUUAUUUUUCUAUUUUUGCCAAGAUGGAAUGAAUCAAUCUUGUACUUCCUCUCGAAACACACACAUACAGCAAGGAUCAGUGGAAUUAUAGUCGACUUCUACUAACACACACACUGCUAUUUCAAUAAUGAUAAUGAUUAUUAUUAUAAUACUAUAUCGAGGUUAAUUUUUAAUGUAACCGAAUGAGCUGCUCGCCCAUUUGUGUUUCCGACUCUAUCCAGUGAAUGUUUAUGGAAUCCUGUAGCGUCUGUCUCUUUUAAUGCCACGCCUGAAAGGGUCGAAAUGCUUUGAUGAUUGUAGUUGUAAGGAAUAUUAUUAUUUAUCUUCUCUAGCUUUAGGCUUUGCAUUACUGCUGAAAAUUAUUGAGAAAAAAAAACACGUUGAGAAAAUCCACUAAAAAAAUCUUCCAGACCUAUAUAAGAGCUGAAUUUUCGGAGCAAGCGAUGUUUAUUAUUUUUGAAAAUUCAUUUCGUGCACAAAGAGAAAUAUGUAUUUCAUUGUUCCAGAAAAAAAGAUGAAACUUUAAAAAGAUGUUGUCCGCUAACACAAAAUUAAUUGAAUUUCCUUUGAUUUCUGUUUAAUUGUUCGUCUCUGUUCAAAAUUGGUUGUACCGUCACAUGCACUGCCACAAAUGUUUUAGUUCUCCCUGUUUUUUAAUCUUUGGUUGGCACUAACAGGAAAAAAGCGAAAUUGAUUCAAACUCGUUUAGUUUUGUGUUUCUAAUUUAGCUGAGCAAAAUGAAUGAGGAAAUACCUUAAAAUAUCUCUGAUGAUUUAAAGCUAUUUUAUAAUAAGUAAAUACAUAUUUUGUAAUGUGUUAUGAAAAUAUAAAAUGUUUUCAAAGA
Neocloeon triangulifer is the source of this 2199-nucleotide messenger RNA. It is a transcript of the gene Rho1, whose product is annotated as ras-like GTP-binding protein Rho1. The coding region runs from base 363 to 941 and encodes 192 amino acids. The record is from RefSeq and is a predicted model, not a curated record. Gene Ontology annotation, molecular function: GTPase activity; GTP binding. Gene Ontology annotation, biological process: cell migration; small GTPase-mediated signal transduction. NCBI's taxonomy places the organism in Eukaryota, Metazoa, Arthropoda, Insecta, Ephemeroptera, Baetidae. The transcript has 2 exons.